Erpetoichthys calabaricus (reedfish) is the source of this 2597-nucleotide messenger RNA. RefSeq names its product RAD21 cohesin complex component b (gene rad21b). Gene Ontology annotation, molecular function: chromatin binding; protein binding. Bases 169 to 2115 code for a protein of 648 amino acids. Gene Ontology annotation, biological process: mitotic sister chromatid cohesion; synaptonemal complex assembly; replication-born double-strand break repair via sister chromatid exchange. The record is from RefSeq and is a predicted model, not a curated record. The transcript has 14 exons. Gene Ontology annotation, cellular component: synaptonemal complex; cohesin complex. Lineage: Eukaryota; Metazoa; Chordata; Cladistia; Polypteriformes; Polypteridae.
UUAAAAAAAAAAAAAAAAAAAAAAGCUGGCGCCAUCUUGUUUGUUUUAGUGGAUCAGAGCGAAGGAGGAGGGGUAGGAAAGCUGGAUUGAGGAAAAAAGACCGCCAGAAACAUCGGUCCAAUUUACAAAUAACAGGUUCCUCUCUUGCUGUGAUAAGGAGCUGGGACAAUGUUUUAUGCCCACUUCGUGCUUAGCAAGAGAGGGCCGUUAGCCAAAAUUUGGCUAGCGGCCCAUUGGGAUAAGAAACUCACUAAAGCCCAUGUGUUUGAAUGCAAUCUGGAGAGCAGUGUGGAAAGCAUCAUUUCUCCAAAGGUAAAAAUGGCUUUGAGGACUUCAGGCCACCUUCUCUUGGGAGUUGUUCGGAUUUAUCACAGAAAAGCUAAAUACCUCUUAGCUGACUGUAAUGAGGCAUUUAUAAAGAUAAAAAUGGCUUUUCGUCCAGGUGUGGUAGAUUUGCCAGAGGAGAACAGAGAAGCUGCAUACAAUGCAAUUACUCUUCCUGAAGAGUUUCAUGAUUUUGAUCAACCAUUGCCUGAUCUAGAUGAUAUUGAUGUUGCCCAGCAGUUCUCACUGAACCAGAGUAGGGUGGAAGAAAUUACUAUGAGAGAGGAGGUAACAACCCUCAAUCUGUUGCAAGAUACUGACUUUGUAGAUUUUGGGAUGGACGAUCGGGAAAUAAUGCGUGAUGAAAACGCAUUUGAAGUUGACAUUAUACAUGGCUCCACUUCUAAUAACCUUUUGCUGGAGACUGAGCCAAACACAAGUCAUCUUAAUGAGAAGACCAAUCACCUAGAAUAUGAUGACCAGUACAAAGAUGACAGCUUUGGGGAUAAUCCUAUGGACACCAAUGAUGGUGGCAUUCUUGUUGACAAACUAAUAAGCAAUGAAGAUGGAGGUAUUUUUGAUGACCCUCCAGCUAUGACUGAGAGUGGAGUUAUGAUGCCUCAAGAUCAAGCUCAUGAUGAGGACGACUAUGAUGAUAUGUCUCCUGGUGGUCCAGAUAGCCCUGAUUCUGCAGAUCCUGUUGAACCCCUUCCCAUAAUGACUGACCAGACAACCUUGGUACCCAAUGAGGAAGAAGCUUUUGCUUUGGAGCCUAUCGAUAUUACUGUUAAGGAAACCAAAGCUAAGAGGAAAAGGAAGCUGAUUGUGGACAGUGUUAAAGAACUGGACAGCAAAACAAUCCGUGCACAGCUAAGUGAUUACUCGGACAUUGUCACCACCUUGGAUCUGGCUCCUCCUACUAAAAAACUGAUGAUGUGGAAAGAAACUGGUGGGGUUGAAAAACUGUUUUCAUUGCCAGCACAGCCUCUUUGGAACAGCAGACUGUUGAAGAUGUUCACACGUUGCCUCACCCCACUGGUUCCAGAUGAUCUUAGGAAGCGAAGAAAGGGCGGUGAAGCAGACAGUUUAGAUGAAUUCUUCAAGGAGUUUGAGAAUCCAGAAGUUCCACGUGAAGAGCAGCAGCAGCAACAAAGGGACAUUAUUGAUCAAACUAUUGUUGAAGAACCAAGCCGUCUGCAAGAUUCAAUGAUGGAGGGCAGCAGGUCAGCUUUGGAUGAGUCCAUAAUGCCACCACCACCACCUCAGAGAGUUAAGCGCAAGUCCCAAGAAGGAGAGACAAAUCUGUCUCUAACUGGACUGGAGCCACCAAUAGAUCAACAGAUUCCACUUGAGCAUCAGCAGCAGACACCACAAAUACCUUUGGAGCAGCAGCUGGAGAUCCCACAAGUAGAGAUCCCACCUGAAGAACCACAGAGCAUAAGCCAGUUGAUUCCAGAACUUGACUUGUUGGGCGAGAAAACCAAGGAAAAGAAAGAUGAAGAGGAAGAGGAGGAGGAAGAAGAGGGUCAAGGAGGGGACCAAGAUCAAGAAGAAAGAAGGUGGAACAAGAGAACUCAGCAGAUGCUCCACGGUCUACAGAGGGUGCUGGCCAAAACAGGGGCCGAAUCUAUCAGUCUAUUGGAACUUUGCCGAAACAACAACAAGAAACAAGCAGCAGCAAAGUUUUACAGCUUUUUGGUGCUUAAAAAGCAGCAGGCCAUUGACCUGACACAAGUAGAGCCGUACAGUGACAUCAUUGCUAAACCAGGACCAAGGUUCCAUAUUAUUUGAAAUAUAUAUAUAUUUUUUACUUUUAUUUUAUUUUUGUGUCUAGUGAACUUUACACUAGCUGGUUAUAAGCAUUACCCUAUGUUGAAGGGUUCCCCAAAUCAGUGCAGAUUUAAUAAGUUGUUUGUAUAUUAAGAUUUUUUUUCCCCGCCUCUUAACUCCGGUGAUGAUAAAUGAAACAAACCCCAUUUGUUUGUUGCUUUUAUGUGGGGCGGCCUGUUCGAAAAUGUGAAAGUAAUAGAAAUACAACCAACACCGUUUCCUUCAAGAGCAGAAGAGUGUGCAAUAUUGGAAUUUCUACGUACAAUUGUGAAUUUCAGAAACUCAACAACAGACCAUAGUUUUCACAGGUGUGUCUCUUAUUUAUAAGGAUAAUCAUUUGUAAGGUAGGCUUCUUCCACACGUGCUCUAGAAAGUUCCUCUCCACAAACAUUUGUACAUCAGUCAAUAGCUGCCUUUUGAAAUUGUGAUUCAUUUUUUUUUUA